This is a messenger RNA of Engraulis encrasicolus (European anchovy), 2931 nucleotides long. RefSeq names its product piggyBac transposable element-derived protein 4-like. Bases 896 to 2866 code for a protein of 656 amino acids. The record is from RefSeq and is a predicted model, not a curated record. The transcript is spliced from 3 exons. Lineage: Eukaryota; Metazoa; Chordata; Actinopteri; Clupeiformes; Engraulidae.
GCCGCUCACGGCACGAUGCCGCCAUUUUGUUUUAAAAAAAAUAAAGAAUUUGUUGUCCUAUAGACUGUACACAAGCUUAUAAUGGUCAUACCACACACCGUUCGAAAGCUGAGAACGUCAGCUUUCAUAUGAACCCAUCCUCAAAGAUCAACACUCUCCACACAGCUAACAGUGGGCUAAUCUUCUCUGUGUGUGAUGUCAUCAAAAUUGCAACCGAAAACGGGGUGUACUUACCUUUGAAAAUUUCUCAAUAUUCCCAACGAAUGUUUUAUGGUCCAAGAUUUCUUCUCUGAGUCAUCCAGUGUCCACAAUGUUGGAAUAUCCAGGCCAUUUACUUCAAAUCCUUGUGUUUUUGUGAUAAUCCCAAUGUUUCCUGGCUUCCUGCAUACGUUGUGUAAUUGUAUUUCUUCACUACAAGCGUCUUUGAAGACGAAGGAAUCCACUCCACCGCACGAAAUGCGCAAAACAGUGCCUGAAUGAUGUUCUCGAAGGUCUUAGCUUUUGAUUGACACCACCCACGAGCCAAUCGGAUCCUCCUAUGGAAAGUUACAGGCGAUUGAAGACCAAUAGGGCACUGCUAUUCAAAUCUGACCUCCCGUCUUUACCUCGCCAUUGGCGUAGGACAGUGAGAGUUUCGGGUUUCAUGAGUCACUGAAUAUUAUAGUUGAGAUUCAUAGCUUUCAAACGAGCUAUCACUCGACUGCCUUGGACUUACAGAGAACCACCCACUUGCUGUUUUCGAUGUUUGCGUAAUUGCUCGCGUAAACAGCAAGCUGUAGAGUUUUGAGAGGACGCACCGUUACGCGAGAGAACAGUAGACUUUACACAGACUUCGGAAGACAGCACGGGACAUACAGUUUGCGUACAGUCUUACAGACAGUCUACUGCGUGCAAAAUGUCUGGUAAGAAGGCAACGAGCAAGAAGAAGAAUGUUGCUGGCCCAACUAAGAUGACUGCUCAACAGGCAGCCGAAUGGAUUUUACAAUCCAGCGACGAAGAGUCCGACGCAGGGAGCAUGUCAUCGGUUGACUCUGUGGCAUUUUUGGAAGGACUCGAUCCAGCCUUGGAGAUAUCCUCUGAUGCAGACUGGCUCCCUGAACAGGAGGAGGAGGAGGGGGAGGAGGAGGAGAGCCAGGUGGAGAAAGAGGGGCAGAGAGUUGGUGAGGAGGAAGGAGACGAUCAACCAUCAGCCUCUUCGCCGGCUACCACCAGAGCAAGGAAGAGGAAAGCAGCGCAGCCAUCCAGCGCCACACCUGCCACCAAGAGAGGCAGAGGAAGAGGGAGAGGAAGAGGAAGAGGAAGAGGAAGAGGACAGGGAAGGCGACAGGAGCCAGAGGGAAAUGGUCAGCCAUGGCAGGGGAUGGACGUGGAUGACAUCAUACCACCACAACCAUCAUUCAACCCCGCUCGCGCUCCAGGGCCCCAGGUCGUGGGGGGGGUGCAAUACACCAUACUGCAACUCUUCAUGCUCUUCAUGACAAGAAACACCCUACAGACAAUAGUAAAUCACUCUAACAUAUAUGGACAAAGGAACCACCCUCAUAGAUGGCAUCAGAUGUCCCUGGAGGAUCUGCUUUCAUAUAUUGGUAUGGUGAUUUACAUGGGCCUAGUUGGGGCCAAGUCUGUAAGGGACUACUGGGCGAAGAACGAACUUUACAAUUUCCCCUUCCCCACAUCUAUGUUGUCCGGGAGAAGAUUUGCAGCUGUCUCCAGCAUGCUGCAUAUUAGCCACCCAGACAGUGAUGCAGAGAAUGACAGGAGGAGGGGAACACAGGCCUACGAUCGUCUGUGCAAGAUCCGCCCUCUCUAUGACGAGAUUAGGACUGCGUGUAAAGCUCACUACCAUCCCCAACAACACAUUGCAGUGGAUGAAAGGAUGGUGAAAUCAAAAGCCCGCUCCAUCCUCCGCCAGUAUAUGAAAGACAAGCCCACUAAGUGGGGGUAUAAACUUUUUGUGCUGGCAGAUUCAUCAAACGGAUACACAUGGGACUUUUUUGUAUAUGAGGGGAGAAACAUGGCACUUCAAAAGGGGCUCAGCUAUGAUUCAGUCAUGAAUCUCGUGGACACGCGUGUGCUUGGCCAGGGCUAUAAGCUCUAUGUGGACAACUUCUAUACUAGCCCUACCCUGUUCAAGGACCUCCUGGCCGAGAAGGUAUGGGCUUGUGGAACAAUUAGAGAACAGCGAAUAGGCUACCCGAGAAGACGUCCAGGAGCUCUCACCUCUCAGUCACCACGUGGUACCAUCCGCUGGAUAAGAGAUGAUCCCGUUCUUUUUGUCCAGUGGAAGGACACGAGGGACGUCCGCUUGUGCUCCACAAUGCACACAGCCCACAACCCACAGACCACCGUUCAGAGGAGGGUCAGAGGGACAGAUGGCCGGUGGCAGCUGAAGUCCAUCCCUGCCCCACCAGCUGUCACUGAUUAUAACAAACAUAUGGGGGGAGUGGACCUCUCUGAUGCCAUGAUCGGGUUUUACAACACCGUUCACAAGACCAGGAAGUGGCACAGGACGUUCUUCUAUCACUUUCUGGACAUUGCCAUCGUGAACGCCUUUGUACUUCAUUCCUGUAUGGCAGCAGAGAGGCAUGAGACCCCCCUUACACAGAAGGCGUUCCGGGAGGCCCUGGUGUUGGAGCUGAAGGCAGCGGGGUCACCUUCAACUGGCCCUCCUCCAUCACCUGCUCCAGCUCCCCAAGGUGCACAUCACAAACUGAGGCACUACACGGAAGAUGGCACAGCAGGGAGGCGGAGGUGUGUGAACUGUUCCCUGAAGAGCACCACAGAGUGCACUUCAUGCCAGGUAGUGCUGUGCUUUACGGUGAAGAGGGACUGCUACAAUGAGUGGCAUACAAAGAACAAUUUGUAGGACUCCCCCCUCCCCCUCACUUCUCUUUCUCUCACUCACACACACACACACACACACACACACAC